AAAGUCUUACUCUUGCCCUCUCCCAAAUCAAGCCCUUUUUAUGAGCAGCUAGUUGGGUCUUUGCUCUCCCUCAGUGAGCAUCUUCUUCUUCAAGGACACUAUAGCUCUGCUCCAGGAUCCUUUGAACCAAAGAGAAGACAAGAGAUGGCUCUAGUUAGCCAGGCUGCCAUGGUCGCGCAGUUUGCAGGGGUGGACGCCUACGGGCUCAUCAAGAUGAUUGCCGAGGCGGCACAGACGGUGCGGCGGAACAGGGCAACCUGCCUGCAGCUUGCACGGCGUGCCAAGAUGAUCGGUGACCUGCUGCACCGGCUCCACGCCGCGCAGCUGAUGCAGCAGCCGGAGACGAGGAACCCCGUGGAGCAGCUGGAGGAAACGCUCCGGCGGGCUCUGCUGCUCAUCAGGUCCUGCCGGGGCCGCAGCUACCUGUACCGAUGCUUCAUGGGGGCACGACACGCCGACGAGCUCCGCGAGGUGCAGAGCGAGAUCUCCUUCUAUCUCCAGCUUUUCCCUCUUAUCAGCUACGUCGACACCACCCUCACCUGGGUCAGGCUCCUAAACAAAGCUUCUCCUGAUACUUCCUGCAAAGAGGCACCUAUGGUAAGACCAUAUUUUGUGCCAUUUCUGUUCCUCGCGCUGGAUGGAUGGUGCUUGGUAGUUAAUUAUUCAGGGAGUAUACCUUGGUACAGUAUACACAUAGUUUACAUCUAUUUCUUAUUCUAAGAUCUACUACUCCGUCUGCGAAUGUUUGGCAUGUAUAUAUCUGCACCUCUGCAGGAGUUAAAAAUUGUUAUUCAGCUGACCAAUUCUUCCUUUUUCUUAUCACUUCAUUCAAAGGAUCGACAAAAUUAUCUAGCUAGCAUGCUGUUUCUGAAACUGCUAGCUAGUACAACUUCUGUAUAGAUUAGCAAUUUUGUCCAUGGAGAAAAUCUGGCAUAGGGUGAAAUUCAGGAUCACCUUAUCCAAACUCCAGUUGUAAGUUGGUUCUUGCUGUGCAUGCUAAAUAGGUAUGUUGGCAUUUUCUUUUCCUUGUGGAAGAUCAGACCAGGAUUAAGAACUGGCCAUCUGAAUCUUGCAUAUUUAUUUUCUAAUACCACUCGGAGGUGUGCUCUUGGGUGUUUAAUUUGCCUCGAAAGCUUACAUUUUGGUACAUCAGGAUCACAAAGUUACAGGUUCGGAUGCACAAUUGCUGGUGCUGUUGGAUGAGCGUAAAGAAGCUUCCAUGGUCCCUUCUUCACAUGGUGCAACCCUUCAGGCUCCUAAGCUAGCCUGUGUAACUUGAAGGCCCUCCUCCUCUCUCAUGUACAUACAUACAUAUACAAAGCUUUUUGAAGAAUCGAAGGCGAGCCCCUGAGAAGCAAUAAGGCUCGAGUCCGGUGCCACUGUAUAAAUGAUCCAGGCUUCAGAGAUGAACGAAAAUUAGACAAACGAAUUAUGGGAGUUCAGAAACCAUGCAAGGUUCCUUGUCCAUGUUCUUUUGUCCCCAAAGAAACCAUUUCGUAGUGCCCGUUGCCAUAAAUACAGAUUUUACAGAUAAGUGCAGAGAUUUACUACCAGUAGGGUUGUCACAGAUGUUUCGAUGUAAUUCUUUUUGCCUGGGAUGGCUAUUGACAGUACCUUGAUGUUUCGAUCUCGGUAAAUCUGAGAGCGGCAUGCAAUGCAUGUACAGUUUCUGAACAAUAUGAGAAAGAGUAUGUUAUAUUCAGCA
This is a messenger RNA of Brachypodium distachyon (stiff brome), 1705 nucleotides long. Its product is annotated as cell number regulator 13. The coding region runs from base 145 to 720 and encodes 191 amino acids. The record is from RefSeq and is a predicted model, not a curated record. NCBI's taxonomy places the organism in Eukaryota, Viridiplantae, Streptophyta, Magnoliopsida, Poales, Poaceae. The transcript has 3 exons. Gene Ontology annotation, biological process: cell surface receptor signaling pathway.